AUGGACAGCCUCCCCCUGGGAUCGAGCCAGGCAUCUUCUCCGGAGCAAAGCUGGCUCUUCACCUGGCGGUGCAUUUGCCGCAAGCCCUGGACCACCGCAGAUCUCUCCGGAGCUCGAAGGGAGGGAAUGCUGGACUGUCAGGACAGUGGGGCCAAGGGGGCCCCCGUCCACACUAAAAUCUCCUUCUCCAUCUUGGACAUCCUGGAUCCUCAGAAAUUUACCAGUAAAAACAAUCCAGCGGCAGGGAGGAGGGAGAGCAUCCCCCACGCAGGACAGCAGGAGAAAAGUUUGGCAAGAGUUGCAGCAGAAAGACAUCCCAGCCACCAGCGGAAUAAGCUACAGGCGUAUCAUGCACAAGAGCCUUUUUCCCUUGAGCCUUUUAAAAAAGAGCUGGGAGUGGGCAUCCAAACCGACCCUGCAAAAACGGCCUGUGGGUGUGUGUGUCUUGCAGAUGCAGCCUGCGAAGCGGAGCCCCCGCAGGGAUCGGAGCCGGAGGAGGAGGAGCCGCCGGGCCGAGCCGGCAGCCGCUCAGCCCCGCCGCCGGCGGCCGCCUUGGCCGCGCUGCACUCGCCCGACCUGGCCGCCUCCUCGGAUGCGGACGAGGCCGGCUCCCCGGCCGCCUGCAAGCGGCGGCGGGCCGAGGCGGGCUGCGCCAAGCCGCGGCGGGCCAGGACGGCCUUCACCUACGAGCAGCUGGUGGCCCUGGAGAGCAAGUUCCGCGCCACGCGCUACCUGUCGGUGUGCGAGCGCCUCAACCUGGCGCUGGCGCUCAGCCUGAGCGAGACGCAGGUCAAGAUCUGGUUCCAGAACCGCCGGACCAAGUGGAAGAAGCAGAACCCCGGGGCGGAGGGCGCGGGCAGCGCUCUGCCCCCUGCAGCGGGAGCGGGUGGGGGGGGGAGGCCCAGCCCGCCAGCCCCCAACCCCUUGGCCUACCAGACUUUCCCCUCCUACGCCCCUGCCAACGUCUUGUUCCCAGCAGGCGCUCCCCUCCCGCUGGCGGCCGCCUCUGCAGGGGGGGCCUUCCCUCCCUUCCUCAGCCCCACUUAUUUGGCUCCCUUUUAUACCCCUCACCUAUAA
Molecule: messenger RNA, 1077 nt
Organism: Euleptes europaea (tarantolino)
Lineage: Eukaryota; Metazoa; Chordata; Lepidosauria; Squamata; Sphaerodactylidae
Gene: NKX1-2
Product: NK1 homeobox 2
Exons: 2
Coding region: 1-1077 (358 amino acids)
Biological process (GO): regulation of transcription by RNA polymerase II; cell differentiation
Cellular component (GO): nucleus
Molecular function (GO): DNA-binding transcription factor activity, RNA polymerase II-specific; RNA polymerase II cis-regulatory region sequence-specific DNA binding
Source: RefSeq, a predicted model, not a curated record